Messenger RNA from Dicrocoelium dendriticum, 2709 nucleotides. NCBI's taxonomy places the organism in Eukaryota, Metazoa, Platyhelminthes, Trematoda, Plagiorchiida, Dicrocoeliidae. The record is from the annotation of a GenBank genome assembly.
UCUGUGCCAUGCAUUUGGUGUUCAUGGUUGCAGAGAAGCCCUCACUAGCGGAGUCAAUCGCAAAAUCACUUUCUCGAGGUCGCUGCUCUUCUCGCCGCGGUUUCAACGGCGCCUGUCAUGCCCAUGAGUGGUUGGGGUCUCUAAUGGGCGAGCAAGUCCGAUUCAGGAUGACUUCCGUUUGUGGUCACGUGAUGACCACUGAUUUCAACAGUCGAUACAAUAAUUGGGACCGCGUUGACCCAGUUUGUCCAUAAUUUUGUGGUACACAAACAAUUGCUUGUUUGUUAAAGGCUGAGUUAUUCGUCGCUGAAAUCGAGAAGAAGGAAGCAAAUCCCAAGCUGAAAAUGUUAGAUUAUCUGCGUCAAGAGGCAAGGGGCGCUGGUAUUUUAAUUCUCUGGUUGGAUUGCGACAAAGAAGGUGAAAACAUUUGCUUCGAAGUGAUUGACUGUGUGGAAACUGUUAUGUCUUCUCCGAAGCGAAUAUUGCGCGCACAUUUUAGCGCUGUAACGGAGCAAGAACUUGACGGCGCCAUGAAAAAUCUUCGCAGUCCAAACAAGCUAGAAGCCCUAUCUGUUGAUGCAAGACAAGAACUUGAUCUGAGAAUCGGGUGCGCAUUCACGCGGUUUCAGACAAAAUUCUUCCAAGGUAGGUAUGGGAAUCUAAACAGCAAUUUGGUAUCCUAUGGCCCCUGUCAAACGCCUACCCUGGGAUUUUGUGUACAACGCCAUGAUCGGAUACAAUCUUUCAAGCCGGAAUCCUUCUGGCGCAUCAAAGCAAAUCUGGCGAUUAGGAACGGUGCGACCCUCGACCUCGUUUGGAACAGAGACAGAUUAUUUGACAAAGAGGCAGCUAUGGUGUUCCUCACCAGGGUGAAAUCCGCAACCUCAGCUCGAGUGGUCCAAGUGACAAGAAAGGAAAAAGUUAAACCGCGACCACUGGGCUUGAAUACGGUUGAGAUGCUCCGAGUCGCCAGUUCGGCCCUCGGCAUCGGACCCCACACAUCAAUGUCGUUGGCGGAAAAAUUAUACACUUCGGGUUACAUCAAUUACCCCAGGACGGAAACCACCAGUUAUCCGAGCACGUUCGACUUGCGUGGUCUCGUUCGACAUCAGACUGGUCAUCCCGAAUGGGGCGACGUGGCUCGUGAUUUAUUAAACACCGGCUUGACUGCUCCUCGCAAGGGACAUGAUGCGGGUGAUCAUCCUCCCAUUGCCCCAAUGCGACUCGCACGAUCGACGGAUCUUGGUCACGACGCCAAUAGAUUGUAUUCAUUUAUCGCCCAACAUUUUUUGGCGACGGUGAUGCCUGAUUGCAUUUACGAGUCCACUCAGGUUUUGCUAUCCAUCGGUGACGGGGAGUUCUUUACAGUGACCGGCACUCGCCUUAUCGAUCCAGGAUUCACGCGCAUCUUGACUUGGCAAGCCAUUGAGGACCGGUCCCUUCCAGACGAGGCAUUGGUACAAGGUGCUGAAAUUCCUCUGGCCGGGGAACCUAAGUUGGUUGAGGGCCAAACUGGGCCACCGGACUAUCUAACCGAGGCGGAGCUCAUCACCGCAAUGGAACGCCACGGAAUCGGUACGGAUGCAUCCAUACCCACACAUAUUGAAAAUAUCGUCCAGCGAUCCUACGUUCAGCUGUUGCCUGGUCGCCGUCUACAGCCGACUUCCCUUGGGAUCGUUCUUGUCCACGGCUAUCAGACUAUCGAUCCAGAACUGGUACUUCCUCACAUGCGUAAGGCUGUAGAAGAGCAACUGAACUUUAUAGCCCGCGGUCAGGCUCAGUUUGAGCAAGUGGUCCAAUUUGUGCUGGCCUUGUUCGCAGCGAAGUACCGCUAUUUCAUCGAACACAUUAGUGCUAUGGACCAACUGUUCGAGGCUUCGUUUAGCAGCCUUUCCGAAACGGGACGUCCGUUGUCUAGGUGCGGUAAGUGUCACCGCUAUCUCAAGUUAAUCGAUAGUCGACCACAGCGCCUACAUUGUCCAACUUGCAACGAAACGUAUGCAGUCCCACAGAACGGUGCAAUCCGACAGUACAAGGAGGUCAGAUGCCCUUUGGACGAUUUCGAACUGUUGUUUUGGACUCAAGGUUCCAAGGGGAGGAAUGCCAUUUUCUGUCCGUACUGUUACUCCCAUCCUCCGUUCGAGCGAAUGCCAAAAGCUUCUGAUUGUAGUCGAUGUCCCCAUCCCUCCUGUCCCCACUCCAUGGAAGCUCGUGGCGUCGAUGCCUGUCCAGAAUGUUUCAAUGGCAUCCUUGUUCUCGAUGAUUCAUCGGCUCCGAAAUAUCGUCUCAGCUGCAACCGGUGUCCAGCGGUCUUGCUGGUAUCGGAAGCCAUCAAACACAUGGCUGUUGGGAAGGAUGCUUGCUCCAAGUGCUCUGCGAUGAUAUUGCACAUCAAGGUGGACCCGUCAAAAUUGACUCCGGCUUCUGGGGACGGCGAUGGAAUGAAGAAAAUUACUUACACCGAAUGUGCGUUUUGCUCUGAUACGCUCUGCAAACUUUUCGAACUUGUACAGACCCGCCCGGAUUCCCGACAUCUUCCCAAUUCUUCUCGCGGUGCUCGUGUCGGCAGGUCCCGUGGUUCCAUUCGAAGAGGCGUUGGACGCACCCCCAGGCGUCGGGGUUAAAGCCAUGUUCACUUUUGUGGAUGCAUUGCGUCCACAUUUCCCUCCAUUAAUUUUCCUCAGAUAUACAGUGCUUUUACUACUCCCA